Molecule: messenger RNA, 458 nt
Organism: Cylicocyclus nassatus
Lineage: Eukaryota; Metazoa; Nematoda; Chromadorea; Rhabditida; Strongylidae
Source: the annotation of a GenBank genome assembly
AUGGGAAGCAGUGGCGAUGUCGGACCUCCUGUAGCGGCGAAAUUCACUCUUAUAUUCGUCGCAUAUGUAGCAUAUGUUCUUUUCCGACGGUUGCCAUUGGUUUUGCUACCUCAAGUGCAAAAGGAAAUUCCUCUUACCAGGGAGGAUAUAGAACACCUCACGUGUUUCUGUAACGGUUAUGAUUGAAAAUUUGGAGGUGAACCAAACAGAAAUCAAGUUUGGAUAAUGCCAGGACCGGUUUUGAAUGCGAAUUGACAUCUUGGAGGAUUCAGUAAUAAAAAAUGCGUUUGCGUCGUUUAUGGCUGCCACUUAGAAACACCAUUAUAAAUCAAACUCAUAAACUUUGUUUCUCAUUGAUUGCCCUGUUUACUAUGAUCAGGUAAAAAAUAUGUUAGUGUGAGAAUGGAAUUUAGUUUCUUGUUCAUCUCUCUAUUUUAUAUUUUAUUAUGUAGUUGUAC